UUGCAUUGCAUAUAACUACGCUUAUUUUACUUUACGUGACAGAGCUUUCACUUCCCAAGUCCCUUCUUUGAUUAGUUUCUCUUUUUUUUCUCCCCAUAUCUGUAUAUGUGGCUUAGAUUAAUCCCAACAAUUGUUGUGACACCCAUAAACCAAAACUAUGCAUAAAUCUUUCACUCUUUUCACUACCGAUUCUUCUCUUUAUCUCCUUCCAUAAUCCAGCAAAAAAAAAAACAAGAAAGUCCUCAUGUUGAAUGAUCAAAGGGCUAGCACUAGCUAUGGACAAUAUGAUGAUCAUGAUCAUGAUCAUGAUCAUGAUGAUAAUCAUCAAGAAGGCGGCAACGAUGAGCAAAUCAGGGACAUCCACGCUCUGACCCCACCACAUCCUCCUCCACCGCGACGUCGAAGAGAAAUCUGGGAAACUGGCAGUCAUAGAUCAUCAACAUCCAUGGCUAGUGAAGGUGGAAACAGUGAGAAUUUCACAACCAUGAGUAGGGAAUUCAGUGCUCUGGUUCUAGCAGGUUCUACCAUUGGUAAUAAUGGAACCAAUACUACUAUUGAUAACGAUAGUUCUGUAAAUACUGGAAACAAUUUGGGAAUGAUAGGGGAAGAUGAGGCCACUGAGGAGGAGACCAAUCCUUUGGCUAUUGUCCCCGAUAAUAACCCUUUGGAUCCCGUUGCAUCUCCUAGACGCCGAGCUAUGGCGGCUGCUAGAGGAUCAUCUCACACUUCGUCUUCCACGACCAUGACCGGUGUUGGUGGUGGUCAUCAAGGUGAUCAGGUGGUUUCGGUACAAAGAGUGAAGAAAGAGGAGGUGGAGUCGAAGAUAUCGGCGUGGCAGAAUGCGAAGAUAGCCAAGAUUAAUAAUCGGUUUAAGAGGGAUGAUGCUGUUAUUAAUGGAUGGGAGACUGAGGAAGUUCAGAAAGCGACUUCAUGGAUGAAGAAAGUCGAGAGGAAGCUAGAGGAGAAAAGAGCAAGAGCACUAGAAAAGAUGCAAAAUCAGGUGGCAAAAGCACAUAGAAAAGCAGAGGAGAAGAGGGCAUCGGCUGAGGCUAAGAGAGGAACCAAAGUUGCUAGGGUUCUUGAAAUUGCCAACUUGAUGAGAGCUGUUGGUAGAGCUCCUGCUAAACGUUCCUUCUUCUAGACCCAUCAUGAACCCCACAAAAAGAAAAAAAAAACCACCCCAAAAAAAAAAAAAAAAAAUUGGACAUGGAAAUAAAUUAAAUAUAAAUAUGCCCCACAAACUUAAAUUCAAGGUCCUUAAAUUUCCCUUUCUAACAAGGCACCGUAUAUGAUAUUAGGGCAGUGAAGAGUGGACAGAAAAAAAGAAAAAAAAGAAAAGCAAAGAAGGAAUUUAUUUGAAUGCUUUUGAAGGGUCUGUUUCGUUUUUGAGUGUUUGAAGUGUGUUGGAAGACAUAGAUAGAGAGAGAGAGAUGAGAGUGGUGGUGGAACAACUAUUUUGUUCUUGUACAGUUUUAUCAUAAUUCUUGAUAAGGACUUGUUGCUCAAUGCUAUUAAUAAUUGUAUUA
This is a messenger RNA of Ziziphus jujuba (common jujube), 1526 nucleotides long. RefSeq names its product remorin 4.1. The transcript has 2 exons. The record is from RefSeq and is a predicted model, not a curated record. Lineage: Eukaryota; Viridiplantae; Streptophyta; Magnoliopsida; Rosales; Rhamnaceae. Bases 245 to 1141 code for a protein of 298 amino acids.